Molecule: messenger RNA, 3731 nt
Organism: Hydractinia symbiolongicarpus
Lineage: Eukaryota; Metazoa; Cnidaria; Hydrozoa; Anthoathecata; Hydractiniidae
Product: mitogen-activated protein kinase kinase kinase 1-like
Exons: 15
Coding region: 427-3399 (990 amino acids)
Biological process (GO): protein phosphorylation
Molecular function (GO): protein kinase activity; ATP binding; zinc ion binding
Source: RefSeq, a predicted model, not a curated record
UAGAAAUGUGUAAUUACUGUAUGCAUAGACCAAUCACUUCAUUCAUACUUUGAUUUGUGUAUAUUUUGUGUUUCAGUGGACGGUUUCCAUAGGCUUUCAUGUUUUCUUUUUGAUUGAAAAUUUAUAUUAUUUUAAUUCAUAGCUGGACAUUUAUACAAGUAAUUCUUCUUUGUUGUAAUAUGUAAUUUAACUAUUUGUAUUUUUGUUUUUGUUUAACCACGAUAAUUCACAAGGAAAGAUAAUAAAAACCAGGUUACACUUGAAAUUUUAUUAUGCUCUUGCCACUCAUUACCUUUAUUUAUUUUCUUUGUUAUGAAGGUGAUUGUGUUGAAUGCAUUAGUUAGUAAGAUACAUGAAUCAAGUUUAUUUAUAUGUAUAUAUGUACAAUACUUUUUUAAAUGUAAAGAUUAGCAGAAAAAAGUCUUUAUGAAUGUAAACAAAUAUUAUCAGGUUGAGCGACCUUCGAGUCGAAGACGUAGUCCAUCGCCACGCUCGUUUUUCAAACGUCCUCCGUCUCCAAGUAUCGAUCCUCACGUAGAAGCAGAUAUGAAUCGAGUCAAAAAACAAGUUCCAAAAGUUUUAAAAGCACGGCUGUAUUUGUUGCAGCAACCAGGACCUAAUUCGUUUUUAAUUGGUGGUGAUUCUCCAGAUCAUAAGUAUAAAGUAAUAAUUGGUCCUCAGACUUGUACAUGUGGCAAGGACCCAUUCUGCAUUCAUGUUUUGUUUGUAAUGCUGAGAGUGUUCAAGGUUAAGGAAACAGAAAUUUUGUUGUGGACAAGAGAGUUGAAAAAUUUUGAGGUAGAAAGUUUGUUCCGAAGAUAUCAUAAAAGAAUAGAAUUACUUUCUAAGCAAAAUGUCACAGGGAUUAAUUCAAAGUUAAAAGUGCCGAUGAUGCAUGGCGCACUUCCCAACCCACUUGUUGCUGGUGGGCAUUCAAGUCAUUCCAAUAGUCUGGGUAAAGAAGAAGAAGAAGUGUGUCCAAUUUGUCUUUCAGAUUUAGUUGAAGGCGAAAGCAUGACAUUGUGCAGAGAAGGUUGUCAAAACCGACUACAUCAUCAUUGUAUGGCAGUAUGGGCGGAAGAAUGUAGACGGCGAAAAGAAGCAUUAAAUUGUCCUCUAUGUCGAACUGUUUGGCAAUCUCGUCGCAGUGCAUCACCUGUCAAGAUGGGACAAAAUUUACCUUCUGGUAAUAAUCCACUGAAUAUACAAGCUGAAGAUGCUGGUAUACCCCACGGAGAAAUAAUUCCUGAAGAAUUUGUAAAUUUAGCCAACCCCUGGGUACAGGUAUUCGGCAAUGACGCUGUAGCCUGUUUGUUCUCGCGAGACUGGAAACACAGAGAAUCUGGUCUGCGUUUUAUUAGCCGUAAAGCUGUAAAGAUUUUAACAGAGAAAAAAACCACAAACACCUAUUUUGAUACAAAAUGGGAACUGCUAGGUGUAUGCUCAUGUAUUCUUAAGCACAUUAUGGCGGAUCCAGUUUAUAAUGUUUAUGUUGCAGCAUUGAGAGCUUUUCGGGCUAUUAUAUCUCAUGUAAAAUACAGAUCAAACGAUGAGAUCAGUCAAUUUCAUCGCACUAUUAAACCAGUUAUUGAGAAAAUAUUGUUGAAAUGUACAGAUGCUAACAGACGUGUGACCAUCAUAUCAAACAAAGUGCUGAUGGAAUUUGUUCAUGUUGAACAAGCCGCACAUGCUGAAUCACCAGCAUUCGUUGAGCAAUACAUGAUCUUGAUUCUGUCAUGUUUGGAAGAUUCUGAUGGGCAUGAUUACACACAAUGGCAGUGGUGGCUGGGGAGAUUGAUAUUUAUCAGACGAUUAUUCGAUGAACAUAACAGUCUCCUUCUAAACACAGAAACAAGAGAAAAUAUAAAUUUUUUAUCCUUGCCUGUGUCUCAAAGUUCGGAGAUUGAUUUGCGUGAAUUUUUAAAUUCCCUAGAAGAAAACAUACAUUCAAGCACUACAUUCAAUGACACUACGUCUAAGCGCUUGAAAUUACUUGUUCAAUUUUCAGCAGACGCGGUAUCCUCCCCGCAUAAAAAGGUUCACAAAUGUGCCUUGUCGUUACUAGUGAAGUUUAUUGCAGUAUCUGCACAGGAUUCAAGACUGUUUACAAAAAUAAAGGAGAUUGUGCAGAGGUUGAAACCUACAGUUCAAAGCACCUUGCACAGACAUCUAUCUUUCGAAGCUCAACGUGAACAAGCUGACAUCUUGAACAUAUUGGAUGAGCAUGGUGAUCUGGAUAGUCAUCGUAGUGUAGAGAGAGAUUUAAACAAUUCUUCUGAGCGAGAAGAAGAAGAUGAGCAGGCCGGUGCUGCAGCUGCACCCAGUAGUAUAUUAACACCACCAGGUUCCCCACACCCUCGUAAACUUAGUCCACCAAGAUCUGCUUAUGAUCCUCGUUUGAAAUGUGUUCAGCAAAUAGAGGAUGACGAAGCAGCAGCCUUAGCGAUAGCGUUGGGUAAAUCACUGCGACCAGAGAAUGUAGUGCCUGAACAGUUGAUACCUACAGAUGAUUUGACGCUGGUUCAUAUACAACCAGGGGGAAAAGAGGAAGAGAUUUGUCACUCCAAAAACGUUUACUUAGAGAAUGUACAUUGGAAGAAAGGUGGGCUACUAGGAACAGGUGCUUUUUCAUCAUGCUUUGAAGCCAUGGAUUUUAAAAGUGGACGUAUAAUGGCAGUAAAACAGAUAUCUUUCUGUCGAAACACAGAGGAAGAACAAAUCAAAGUACACGAGGUCGUGCUAGAAGAGAUAGCUCUCAUGCAUCGUUUGAAACACCCACACAUUGUGGCUUGUCUUGGUGCGACACAGCAUAAUGGACAUUAUAAUCUCUUUCUGGAGCUCAUGGCUGGUGGUUCAAUAUCCAGCUUACUUUCCCGAUUUGGGGCUUUCCGGGAAACAGUGGUUUUAAGUUAUACCAAACAGAUCAUACAAGCCGUAGCUUAUCUUCAUCAGAACCAUACGUUGCACCGAGAUUUAAAAGGCGCGAACAUACUAGUAGACAGUACUGGUCAGAUUGUUAAACUCAGUGACUUUGGUACUGCAGCUAGAUUAAUGGCACAUGGAACUGGGACAAAGGAAUUCUGUGGUCAACUAUUGGGUACAAUACCUUUCAUGUCUCCUGAGGUACUUCGUGGAGAGCACUAUGGUAGGAAGUGCGACAUCUGGAGCGUAGGGUGUUGUAUCAUAGAAAUGGCUUCCGCUACUCUACCAUGGGGUGCGCAACAGAUGGAUAAUCAUUUGGCACUGAUGUUUAAGAUCGCCAGCGCUUCAUCUGCACCGUUGAUACCAGCACGCUUAGGACCUGGCUUGCGAGAUGUCACCUUAAGGUGUUUAGAGCUCAAAGAAACUGAAAGACCGACCGCCGACGAGUUGUUGAGACAUGCAGUUUUUCGUGUAUGAAACACGCGAUUUAUAUGUUGCUACUGCGAUUAAAACAAGAGUAUAAAAAAAGGAAAACCUUUCUACCAUUAUAAGAGCGUAACUUCUUAGAGAAUUUGAAUGUUUUCAGCACCUUCGUUCUUUAAGAUUAUUACCUUUUCGUAUCUCGUAUUUUAGCGUCCAAUCCUCCUCGCAAUAUCAUGUCACGUUUGAUUUGGCAUAUGCAUAUAAGAUAUUUUAAAGAGUGUUUUGUUCUGUGUAGGACAAAUAUUUUAUGAUUGAAUUUAUUUUUAAAUGUAUAUAUAUAUCUACAAAACGUUUAACAUUUCUAUUAUAAUAUAUUUGAUGUAUUA